CGGGUGUCAUGAGAGAGUUAUUUUGCAACUUCAGUCGGGAGUUAUUUUUUUGUAGUUGUUUCUCAGACGGCGCUGUCAUGUAUUUCAGUUGUUUCUAAGCUGUAUGCGGCUCACUGAUGGCAAUGAGUGGGGAGACCGGCGAGACUGAGCAGCGCCCUGACCGGAACAUGUACUAUCUGCCCGUCAAAUUCGGGCUGACCGCCUGCGCUGCGACUGUGGCUGAAACAGUGACCUUUCCAUUUGAUUUAACUAAAACAAGACUUCAGAUUCAAGGAGAAUCAGUUCCCCAUCAGUUUAGAGGUAGUAAAACAGUAAAACCUUAUCGGGGGAUGAUCCAAACAGCAGCUGGAAUAGUGAAAGAAGAGGGCCUGUUCAAACUCUGGCAGGGCGUUACUCCUGCCAUCUGCAGACAUAUUGUGUAUUCAGGAGUACGGAUGGUUGCCUACGAACAACUCCGUGAUUCUGUGCUUCACAAGGACAAAGAUGGCUAUUUCCCACUGUGGGUGGGUUGGGUGUGCCAGUUAAGAUGUGGCUUUCAAAUGCAAAUCAAUGGCCUCUUCCGAUUGUGGUUAAACAAAACAACUCAUCACCGAGGGAAAACCAAACUGAUUGGAACAGUUAAAUUUUGUUUCUUACAAAUUAACGCAUUCAAUAUACUUUUUUUAAAAAUACUUUUGCUCAGUAUUUGUUCAGGACUGGUUGCUGCUACCAUGGGAUGCCCUGCUGAUGUCAUUAAAACCAGAAUCAUGAAUCAGACAAGAGAUAAACAAGGAAGGGGUUUAUUAUACACAUCCACAGUGGAUUGCCUGAUGCAGACAGUAAAGAGAGAAGGGUUGAUGUCAUUGUAUAAAGGAUUUCUGCCAACCUGGGCAAGGAUGGCACCUUGGUCAUUGACAUUCUGGCUCACGUUUGAACAAAUAAGAAAAAUCACAGGCCUCAAUUCCUUUUGACACCAUUUCAGAGCAGAUUCUGAUUUAACUUCAUUGGAGUUCCCUUUGAGGACUGUAUCACCGAGCACCAUCCAGUUCUGGGUAGGCUGGAAUUGAAAAAUGUUCCAUUGAAAUCAGUUUGUGGUGGUCAUCCUAACUCUCAGUCUGGAUGUUGCAGUUAGCACAAAUUUUUAAUCUGUUAACUUCACUUAAGUUCAGUGUACUUUUGUGUGAGGAAGAUUCAGCUGUAUGUCUCUAUUAACUAUUAAAAUACUGAAGUUUUGUAUUAAUUUGAUGGCAGUGAAAGAUUAUGAGGACAUGUUAUAAAACUAGAGAGGACUAAGCUGAUUUACAUCUGUCAGUACAGACCCACCAUAGGUGAGGCACGUUGGUCAAUAGUCAGGAGGGACUUGUUCCGGGAUUUCUCAAUGUUGACUCCAUGCUCUAUGAAGUCUCAUGGCAUCAAACUGAAUACUACCACGAAAAUUUCCUACAACUGGAAGUAACAUUAGAUGAGGGAGCAAAGGCACAGAAUGUAUUCUUGAUGAUGGAUACAGAAGUUACCUACGUAGAAUGGGUCAGUAGUACUAACUGAACUGGCUGAUUGCUUGACUAGGCAUGAUGCAGGUAUUGAGGAAACCAACAAGAGAACAAAGCCUAUGGAAUCUUGUCCUGAUCACCUUAACUAUUGUGGACAUACCUGUUUGUGACCAUUAUAGGAAAGAAUGAUCACUGCGCAGUCAUUGUGGAGACAUGCCACUGACCAUGACUUGCAUUAUGGUUUGUAGCAAGCUGCUGUGGCAAAGGGGUUAGAUUCAGAACUGAUUUAGCAGCUUAACAUUGUGCAUCAACAAGGUUCUGUGGGACAUCGGCAACAACUGAAUUGUAUUCAACCACAAUUUAACCUUAUAUAGGCCUCUACCAUUACCAUUAAACCUUGGGAUUGACCAUGGUUCAAAGAAGAGUGCAGGAAAUCACUCCAGGAGUAACAGGCACUCCUAAAAAUGAGGUGUUUACCUGGAAAUGCUACAACAAAGGUCUAUUUCAAGCUAAGCAGGAGGAAGUACCUUGCAGUAGACAUAGCUUAAUGAUCCCCAAUCAACGAAUUAGAUCAAAGCUCCGCAUUUUUGCCACAUGUAUAGUAAAUGGUGGUGGACAAUCAAAACAACUAAUAGGAAGAGUAAGCUGUGCAAACCUCUCCAUCCUCAAUGAACUUUGAACUGUGACAGUAAAAAUUUUUAUCAGUAUUUAGGCUUAGUCAUUUAAUUGCCAUACCUGAGACCUAUCAUGGGCUCCAAAUGGUUUUAAAAAGGGCAGAAACUGACUUACGAUUGUUGCUUUGAUUGCCUGAUCUGGUGGAGGCAAGUUCAUGAAUCCAUCAAUAAAUAAAGAUCAGUCCAAGGUGACAUUUGGAUCUGUGUCUCCUUUCUGUAAAUUGCAAUCUAGCCUCCAGAAUUCACACUGAAUUAUACUUCAACCGCUGCUUUUGAGCAACACAGUGGAUGUGUAAGCAAGAACUGUAUGAUACACACUUUCACACUUUUACGUCUCACUCUGCCUCUCUAAACCCAAAUCAGUGCCCAGUAUAAAAACAACUUGGGAGAACCACCAUUUACUGAGAACCCAAGAUCGACAAACUUUAUCACUGUAGCUCAAUACAAGUCAAUAAUUAAACAACUGACCUCAGGUUUCAAAUCUAAUAGCACAUCAACUCUUAAAAACUUUUAAACUCCUUUGCCCUCAUGUCUGGGUUUGACACCAUUCCUUCUUUAUAAGUGAAUACCUUUGUUUGUGCGUGUGUCUGAUGUUGCAUUCCUACUGUUCUU
Stegostoma tigrinum is the source of this 2755-nucleotide messenger RNA. It is a transcript of the gene slc25a27, whose product is annotated as solute carrier family 25 member 27. The record is from RefSeq and is a predicted model, not a curated record. Gene Ontology annotation, biological process: response to cold. Lineage: Eukaryota; Metazoa; Chordata; Chondrichthyes; Orectolobiformes; Stegostomatidae. The transcript has 8 exons. Bases 117 to 950 code for a protein of 277 amino acids.